This is a messenger RNA of Xyrauchen texanus (razorback sucker), 7596 nucleotides long. RefSeq names its product storkhead box 2a (gene stox2a). Bases 1075 to 4071 code for a protein of 998 amino acids. The transcript is spliced from 4 exons. Gene Ontology annotation, cellular component: nucleus; cytoplasm. Gene Ontology annotation, biological process: positive regulation of transcription by RNA polymerase II. Lineage: Eukaryota; Metazoa; Chordata; Actinopteri; Cypriniformes; Catostomidae. Gene Ontology annotation, molecular function: DNA-binding transcription activator activity, RNA polymerase II-specific; RNA polymerase II transcription regulatory region sequence-specific DNA binding. The record is from RefSeq and is a predicted model, not a curated record.
CAGCAUUGAAAGAGGAGGGAGCCGCAGAGACAAGAUGUAGUCGCGUGAAUGAACGUGCAGCCGCCGUCCUCCUUUUACUGUGGAAUUACUGAACAAAAGAGGAGGACCGUUAUUCCGCAUCUGCAAUUGCCAUUUUUCUACCUUCCCCUUCAUCGUUCGUUUUCCGCCCUCCCCUUGCGUGUGUCGUCGUUUUUGGAGGCUAGUGGCUGAGCCGGGGAGGAGGGAGGCUGGCACAGGCUUGUCUGCAGACUGAGAUCACCAAAGCUUCGAGGUCACCUCAAAGGCCAUUCUGAUCUUUCUUCCUUUGUUUCCUCCCCCUUUCCUUUUUCUCCUUCCCAGGCAGGCCUUUUGUUUUUCAGCGGACUUGUCCAAGGGACUGGCAUCACGCUGAAUUGAGCUAUUGUUGGACAGGCAGGCCUCUCUCUCUCUCCUUUUCCCUCCACAGUACCCUACCCUCCCUCCCUCUUUUAUCAUCCUCUCCUCCUCGUCUCGCUGCCACUUGCUACACCAUCCUUCCAUUGCUAUGCACCUUGCUUAAACCCGUAUGUGUAUUCAUCCAUACAUACGCACGUACCGCCUGGAACCAUCUUCACAUUUCUUCUAACCCUACAACCCCCCCACCCCCUCCUCUUCUCCCAUCCCCGCAGUGCCUCCAAGUUAGCGACGUGAUGUGCCCUUCGUGGCACGUGAAUCCGGAUGUUUGGCAGGGGGUCGGUGGGAUUUGUUAAAGCUAGGGGUGAUGCCUCAGAGGACAGCCAAGCCCAGCACUCCCACACCCACCUCCAGCCAGCCUGCCUGUCACUGAGCACGCCUGCCUGCAACACCACGUGUCACCCCCAGUUUGUGUGUGUGUGUGCGUGUGCGCGCGUAUGUGUGUAUAUGUGUACGCACGUGUGCAUGUGCGCAAGCACCCUUGCCAUGACUCUGGCCUGAUCCCUGGACUGGGGUGUCCCAUACCAAUGUGGGGGAGGGACUGAACCUCAGGUUUCUCCCCACCCCCUCCCUCCCCUUACCCCCUUCCCUCUCUCCCUCCUGUCCCCCUUCUCCACGGGUAACCUGCCCAGGCCAGUCAGCAUGAAGAAGACCCGCAGCACCAACCUCAGGCGGGCCUGGCCCAGCUCGGAUCUAUCGGAGCGGGCCUUGGAGCGCAUCCGUUCUCGAAGUGAGAAGGACUACCACCUGCAUAAGCACUUUCCACCGCCCCCUCCUCCAUCCCACAUCUCCCCUUCUCCGCGGGGCUACAUGACACCAGGUGAUGUAUCUCCGAUCAGUAUGUCACCUAUCAGCCAGUCUCAGUUCAUCCCUCUGGGAGAGAUUCUGUGUCUGGCAAUCUCAGCCAUGAACUCUGCCCGCAAGCCUGUCACACAAGAAGCGCUGAUGGAGCACCUUGCCACCUGUUUCCCAGGUGUACCCACUCCAAGUCCAGAGAUCCUACGGCACACGCUGAACAUGUUGGUACGUGAGAGGAAGAUCUACCCCACGCCAGAAGGUUACUUCAUUGUUACUCCACAGACCUACUUCAUCACCCCCUCCCUCAUCCGCACCAAUAGCAAGUGGUACCACGUGGAUGAGAGGCAUCCAGAACGACAGCAACAACAACAGCUUCAACAGCAGCAACAGCAACAGCCACCACCACAACAGCAAUGCACCUCACCACAAUCUGGAACCAUCACUCCCUCCACUUCUGGCUGCGUGCGAGAAAGACCAAACCCUAAGAACCACUGCGACUCCUAUAAUGCAUACUGGGAUGAGGUGCCUAACAUCCAUCCCUCCACAAUUCAAAGGAAGUCCUCAAAAGAACCCAAAGGAGAUCCCCCUUCAUACCAACAACCCCCACCCCCUCCACCUGCCAUUCAGCACCCCCCUGACCCCCCAGACAAGAGCAAGACCAUGACUGCCACCUUUUCUUAUAAGACAGACACACUAACCAAGAAGAAGGAGGGCAGUGGUGGGGGCAGCAGUGAGAGGCAGUCUAAGAAGUUUGGCCUAAAGCUGUUCCGUUUGAGCUUCAAAAAGGACAAGACCAAACAUCUAGCCACCUUUUCAGCACAGUUUCCUCCAGAGGAGUGGCCUCUGAGGGAUGAGGACACGCCUUCAUCUGCAGCCAUACCUCGUGAGGUGGAGAUGGAAAUCAUCCGCCGUAUAAACCCAGACCUGACAGUGGAGAACGUGGCCCGUCAUACUGCUGUCAUGAAGCGGCUGGAAGAGGAACGUGCUCAGCGCAAAAAGGCUAGCUCAUCUGCACAGCACAGUGCCCGCAGUCGUCGCAGCCGAGGCCACCGCCGUGUGCCGCACGGGAAGUCGCGUUCUCACAGCAAGACACGGGCUUCUCGAGGAGACCCCUCAGAGGGCUCUAAUUUAGACCUGCCUGCAGUAGGCUUGGAGAGGGACUACCGUUUUUUCAGUCACUCACUGGUACGCUCACCGAGAGAGGGAAUGUACACAGUGGAACGCAGAAGUGGUGGUGCCUACCUUGUCCACAGCAACCCCAACAUUGCUGAGUCACACUUUCCUGUUACCCCAGAGUGGGAUGUAUCAGGGGAGCUUGCAAAGAGGCGGACAGAGAUGCCUUUCCCUGAGCCUUCGCGUGGGACAUCACAUUCACGGGUGCACCGUAGCCACAGCCACACGCAGGACCGCAAGUCACGCAACGAGCGGCCUGAUAAGGCUAAAGAGCGAUCACGUUCUAUGGACAACUCGAAGAGCCCACUGGGAGGUGGAAGCUCUACUCUUGGCACAACUGAGGAUUAUGACCGCAGUCCUGAUGACAGAAGCCGUUAUUAUACUGAUGAUGGGACACUGAGGGCCUCCUCACAAAAGGCCCCACACUACUCGUGCAUCAUGUUUUCUGCUGCCAAGUUCAGCUCAGAAAUGUCUGUACCUGAUAUGGGCAAAUUGAGUCUGGAUGAAUCAAGGAUCUGUAGCCCUCUCAAACGGAACAAGAGCAGGGACAGCCUGCCAGCUUACAGUGACCUGAAGGCCCUGUCACCAAAGCCUUUGGCUGAUGACUACUUCCAGUGCAAUACGUCGAAUGAAACAAUCCUUUCUGCCCCACUGACUCUGGGCAAAUCUGACCACGACACUUUAACCCCAUCUGACGGAAUCCACAAGGGCUCUCCUGCUGACCGGCAGACACCGCACCUCACCUCUCCACAUCCCAUGGAGUACAAGGAGGACUCCUCCACCAAGGGACACAAUGGUUCUGGUAAACCGAUGCCAAGCCAGACACCUGAGCCUAUGCCCAAUGGACGUUUGAUACAACAUCAACACAGCACUAACCCAGGGGGCGGGGGAGGUGGUGGUAGUGCUGGUAGUGGGGUGGACAAGAGGAAAGAAAUUUUCAGCAAGGACACUUUGUUCAAACCGCCACACAAUCUUUUGACUGUGAGCUAUGUGGACAGUGGCUACUCAAAGUCAGGCACUUUGCGUAAAACUCCACAUAUGAAAUCAUCUGAUACUCUAGAGACCCAACAGCCACCCAAUUCCACCCCUUUGUCUGCUUCUGCACCAGCACCUACAGGCACAGAACAGGGUGCACCCUCAACAUCUGAAGCUGCUUUUGACUAUUACAACGUGUCCGAUGAUGAUGAGGAGGAGGUGGAGGAAUCCUCCCGCAAAGAGGCAGCCCAGACUGAGGCAAAGGGGCGGACAGGGGGUGGAGAGGGUGGCGGCGGCGGAGGAGGGACCAUGCAGUGGUUGCUAGAACGAGAGAAAGAGCGAGAUCUACAGAGGAAGUUUGAAAACAACUUGACUCUGCUUAGCCCUAAGGAGGGUGAGAAUAAUAACAGCCAAAAGUCGGCUCACUCAGCACGACUAGACAGCAUGGACAGCAGUAGUGUGACAGUAGACAGUGGGUUUAACUCCCCUCGCACACGGGAGAGCCUGGCAUCCAACACCUCAAGCAUAGUGGAGAGCAACCGGCGACAGAAUCCGGCCCUAAGUCCAGGACACAUGGGUACCACCAGCAUCGGUCCCCCAUUCAGCUUCCGUGCAAUCCCAGAGCCCCCUACCACGCAACCUGAGAAACUGCAGAAAUCUCCCAACUGCCUUGCCUCCAUCACCAGCGUCUGACAUGGGCCAACCUGGGGUGACGUAGGGUCAGGGUGAUCUGCAACAUUGGGGUGCCUCAGUGCAGGAGGUUGGAUGAUUCUUUCCAUCUAGCACUUUGACUACAUGGGGACUGUUAAACCAACAGGCAUGGCUUCCAGAGACUGUUCUCACAGCAUACAAGAAGGUCACAGCAAAAGCAGAGAAAAAAAAGGGAAAAAAUCAAAAAGGAAAUGUCUCAUCAUAGGAUUUACCUUAACAAGCAAUUAAUCAGGAAAUUCUCCUGUUGGAAUCAACCGUUGUCUUCAAAAUAGUCUUGAAGUAACUGGUAAUUUGACAUUGUUUUAUUUUCAGCGGUAUUUUUUGUCAUUCAGAUUAGAGAUCAUUCUGCCAACGUAUUAAGUUUGCACGCAUUAAGAAAGAGAUGCUGAUGUGCAGGUCUAAAGUAUUAAAGAUGAAGAUUUGUGAUAUUGGUACACAGUUUAAAAAAAAUUAGGAAUAAUUACAUUCAUGAUUCACAAUGUUGUAUAAUAUUCCUAAAAAUGACUAUUGCUAUUAGCUCCAUUGGCGAAACAAUACGAAUCAUAUUCACGUGCUUAUUAAAUACAUAGACUGAAUUAGUGAAAAAACAUCUCGUUCUGAAAUGAAAGGAUUUAUUUAUGAAAAAUUACUUAUUUUAACCCAAUUGUGUUGUGCAUACAAGUACUUUGUAUGGAACUUUACAUUAUUUAAUGGAUUUACCCGUUUCAUUAAAGUUUAUAUCCAUAUUAAUCUCAGGUCAUGAGUAGUUACUCACCUAAGAAGAGGUAAAAACAUCAGUCAGUCUGGAAUCAUGUUUCUCUGGAUCGCUUUGUUUAAUACGGGAAUAAAACAUGCUCUUGGUAUACAAAAAUGUAAAUUAUUUCAAUUUAAUCAUGCUUAUGCAUAAGUUUAAUUCAAUGUAUAGGUUAUUUUUUAUUAUUUUAUUCCCUUUAGAAAUGAAAAUCAAAACAGGUGUACGUUUUAUGCCGGUGUGAAUCAGAUGCCUAGUCUCAUGAACCAGGACAUUUGUCGAUGUCAUUGUUGGUUUGGAAACAUGCUUGUCUUGUGUGUAGCUUGAUGGCUCUAUUUGUUGUCGUGAGAGGGAGAGGAUGUUGAAAAACGCAAUGGCGGGAACACAGGGGCUGUGUUCUUAACAUCCGUAUGCUCCAUGGAAAGGUCAUAAAGUUCUCUUCCUUUGGGCCAGUGAGAUUCAGAGACUCUGCCCUUUUGCUGCUCUGAUAAAACCUUUAUUUUCUAAUAUUUUCGUACUUGAGUUGACAAACCACAGUGAUGUUUUAUUUUCAACAGUUUUUUUUUUUUGGCAUGAGAAUUGAGCUGUUUUUGACCAUUACACAAACCAUGUCCCUGAAAGUAUGGUCGACAGCUGAUCUGGUUUCAAAUUUUACCACAGCCAACACAUUUUAUGUAUAUUCACAAUCUUCUCAUGUUUUCAAUAAAUACUUGCUUAAGGUUGGAACAGAUGAUUCAGUGAAAGUAUGUACAAAACAUUUGCUCCACUGUUAUUUAUCAUUCCUUUUAAAUGUCAGAGACCAAUAUGGAUUACAUUACAUUUUGACCUGCCUUGUGGUAUAUAAGAUCCAUGAUCAAAGGUCCAUUAUCCAAGAUUGAAUUAAACAUUAAAAUAUUUGCUUUAAACAUUUGGACUAUGGCUUUAACUGUUUGGCAUGUCAUCUCAAGAGUGCACUCGUUCUAAUGGUCUUUUCCCUUCUGACAGUGACUCUGUGAGAAUUGGGAAAGAGAGCAGAGCUUGUGUCACAUCCAUUGGUGCUAUUAUGUGGUGAUUCUCCCUUUUUUUACAUUUAGUUUAUUUGCCCAUGUCCUCCACAGUCUCAUUGCUUUUUGAUGAGUGUGCACGUGGAUAUGCUCCAGUGGGACUUCUUGUUGUUUUUGAUAUCAAAGACGUUCACCACUUUCAGCUCGCUCCAUCUCACUCAUAUAUUAUCCACAAACACAUACACCUGCAAUCAGCCAUGCAAACUACACUAAACCCCGGAUACAUGCACAUAACUAGCUACCUCCACCACCUGUGUAACAACAAGGUAGGGACGUGUACAGAUUUGGAUUCUUUGCCUGUGGAACACAGUGCUAUCAGCCUCUUCUCUGUGAAUGUUGACAAGGGGUGGCGGACAUUGUAACUAAGAGGACUUAUUCUAAAAUAAUCAGUAUUAAGUGCUGUAGUUUCAACUCAAUUUUUCUCAGUUUUUCGACAGAAAUGUCUUUUACUUAUUUACAAGUUGUGUAUAAAUCUGACAAGCACUACAUCAGCAAAAUAUUGCAGUUUUAUUUCCUCCCUCCAGUUUGUGUACGUUGCCAUUUUUAGUUCUCUGCUGUCCUCUUUACAUGAAUAUCUUUUUAUCUAGAUCAUGACUUCAAGCUCAGCGAGGAACCGUUCAAUUCUAGUUUGUUGAAAAUGCAUCUAGACUGAAGCAUUCUAUAUUCUAGAUAAUAUGAAAUAUAAAUAAGCACCUCAACUGAUUUCAAAAUGGAUCACAUAUGCUUACCUUGUCAGGCUUUCUUGUAUCCAACAAACUUAGUCCAAAUCGAAAUUAGUUCCACCACAGUGUGAACUCCUACCUGUUGGCAAUACUGAUUGCAAUAGUACUGUGUUCAGUUUCCCAUCUAAUAAUUGAUCAAUUGGUCAGUGGUUAGGGUCCAAGCAGCCUCUUAAACCCUGUAGUUGGAGGUGGGAUGAAGAUUGUGUGAAAGACAAGAGCCUCAGAUUCAAUGGUAAUUGUAUAUCAUUUCUAGACAUCAAAUGUACACCUGAGAUUUACAUUAGACAGAGAAAGCACGUCAUCACAUUUCAGCACUAUAAAAAUAAACUUGCUUAAUUAAUCGCGAUAGAGCUUUACUUAUAACCCCUAACCCUAGUUUAUUGAAGUAUACCCCUCUCAAAAUGGUUUCUGAUUGACUUCAAUACAAAAAAAACAAGACCUAUAUUUGGCAAGGCUCUGUCAAAGGAUGCAUUUUGGUUUUCCGUCACAUUUUGUGAAUUUUAGUUUUUAUUGUAACCCCCUCCACCAUCUGGGAAUCAAAUUGCUCUCUUUUUUUUUCUUGCUUUAGUUUUUGAUAGAUAAAGGGAGUAAUGCAGCCAAGACUGCCUUGUAAAAAAAAAAAUGUUUGCACUGAAAUGCCUGGCCUCUGGUUGCUGUUUAGUCCAUCCAAGACGGAUGCUUUGUUUAUAUUGUAAAAUAUUUCAUAUGAAAUAAAAAUGACCAUGAAAUGUCUUCCCUUAAACAUUAUGGAUUUUAGAACCACGUCAGACAACAUUGUUUCUAAAUGGUGACAGUGUACAGUAUCAUACUGUAAAUGAAAUCAAUCUACCAUGCUUAGUAUAACUUAAAAAAACCCUGAAAGUUAUGAGGGAUCUUUUUGUAAUGUCUAUAAUAUUUGAAAAGAAGUCCCUAUUUGUGUAGUAUGGUGUUUCAUCGUUGUGGUAGUGUAUGUGAUAAACCCAGUUGGGAGAUUGUGUUACUUUUUAAGACAAUAAAAUAACAUGUUUCGUUA